Cooperia oncophora is the source of this 1728-nucleotide messenger RNA. The record is from the annotation of a GenBank genome assembly. Lineage: Eukaryota; Metazoa; Nematoda; Chromadorea; Rhabditida; Trichostrongylidae.
AUGACAGCGGAAGGAAGUCUAGAGUGGUCCCUCUGCGAGUGUACUGUGACAGAAGACGGGGUUAUCAAGCAGCGUCGUCUUCCACCACAAAUGGAAAAUCUGGCUGAGCGAAUUGCCCUCAAUAGCAGAUAUUACUUGAAGAAUAACAAUCGCUCGGAACCCCUUGUCCCCGAUGAUCUAGCUCCAGAGAUUAUGAGGGACGCUCAGGCGCAGUUGUUAGCGCUUAAUGCACAGGUUGUGGCAGCGCAGCUCACGUUGCAAGACUUCGCAGUUUUCGCUUCUAUAGAGCCCACAGAAUAUAUCGACAAUCUUUUCCAGUUGGAGUCCAGGUAUGGGUCACCUCGGUUAGAGGAGUUCGAACGGAUUUUCAAUCGAGAGAUGUGGUGGGUAGCGACUGAAGUAUGUUCUGAACGACAUAUUCAGAAGCGCGCCAAACUUAUUAAGAAGUUUAUCAAAAUAGCUAGGCAUUGUCGAGAGCUGCGUAAUUUCAAUUCUAUGUUUGCUAUUAUGAGUGGUUUGGACAAGCCGGCUGUGCGAAGGCUACACUCAACUUGGGAGAGAGUUUCUGGGAAGUACAUUCGUAUGCUUGAAGACGUUCAACAGCUUGUUGAUCCGUCACGAAAUAUGUCCAAAUAUCGCCAGCACCUUGCUGAAGUGUCGCAAGAACCACCAGUGGUCCCGAUUUAUCCGGUAAUCCGGAAAGAUUUAACAUUUUCACAUGAAGGGAAUCCCACAUAUUGUGACAAGCUUGUAAACUUUGAAAAGUUACGACUCAUAGCAAAGUCCGUGCGAGCAGUUAGUAAGCUGAGCAGUGCACCAUAUGAAAUAUCUAGCAUGGCUGCGAGGAGUGGAAACCUAAUAAGCGACGCCUUGCUCCACAUGAACACGUUUGAAGGAGGAAACGUUGCGACAAUGAGGAAGGGAGGUCGCGUAGUACAGCCAAGGAAAAAAGUCUAUGAGCAAGCCCUCAUGGUUCGGAAGGUGAAAUCAUACCUGGAUGGGUUGCGAGUUGUGGAUUCGGAGACAGAGUUAGAUCGCCUUAGCUACGACAUUGAACCGCAACCACAAGGCCCACGUGUGCGCCGUGCUCCGAGUCCAUCCCCGUCCUCCCUGUCUUCACAAUCGGCGGAGUCUAAUUCAACAGAUCAACGUCGAUUCAAGGCUGGUGGAAUGUUCGGGGUUGAUUCUCCUCAAGCGGUCCAGAAAAUGCUUGGUUUGGUACAAACUAGCAAGUCUAAAGGUGCCGCUUCUCCAAUGCCUUCCCCGGCAUCCACCGUUUCUUCUAAAGGUUUACAACGGAAUGUUCCUCGUGUAUCUGCUAGACAACAUUCAACUUCAGUCCAACGAACGCCGUCUUUCAAGCAGGAACCUGUUGAUUUGAAUAAGGAGACAAGCUCUGUCACCAGUUUUUACGGAGCCGAUACUUUGACUAGACCACCGUUUCCUGUUUCAUCAAAGCCUCCACACGCUGCCAUAACUGUUGUGCAACCUUCCCGUUACAACAAGAGUACGUUCGAUCGUCCUCCUUAUUCUUUGAAUUUGCAUCCAACUACGGUGAGGAGCUCCUCAGUAUGUACAACAGGCAUAUAUGAUUCUGUUGCUCCUUACUACUCACUGAAAAGGUCCAUGAACCUGCGGAGCAACGCUACGGGCUCUUCAGCAGUGGCAGGAGAGAAGACUGCUAAAAAAGCUUCCAUCGUCGGUGAACAGCAAGCGUCUCAUGUUUAG